CUGGGCCCGAAUAGCACAGGUGGCCCACAACAAUGUACCCCAUCAUAUCAAGAAGACAAUAUGGCUGGAACAGACACGACAAUGCUCAAGAAAAUUGCUUGCGAAGCGAUUGAUGAGAAUGCCGCUGAGCUCCGAGACCUAAACAGAAAGAUAUGGGAAAAUCCAGAGCUGAGCUGUAAUGAAAAAUUUGCCCACAAAGUAUUGACGGAUUUCCUAGAAGAAAAGGGAUUUGAUGUCACGCGAAGUUGGGCUUUAGAGACAGCGUUUGUUGCGCGUAGUGGAAAUGGCGAUGAUGGACCAUGUGUCGGUGUGAUUUGCGAGUACGAUGCGCUUCCCGAAGUGGGACACGCUUGUGGACACAAUCUCAUCGCUGCGGCUGGCGCUGCGGCUGGCAUAGGAAUAAAAGCUGCAAUAGAUUCCUUGAGUGGUUGCAAAGGGAAGAUUUCAGUCCUCGGUACCCCAGCUGAGGAACAUGGCAAUGGCAAAGGCACAAUGAUCCGCAAUGGCUGCUUUGAGAGCAUAGACUUCUGCAUGAUGGUACAUCCAUUUCCUAGCAACACGACCAUGCCUACAGUCCUAGCCGAUAAGGUGGUCAUGGCAACAUUCAAGGGACAAACCACUCAUGCUGCAGCCUUCCCCUGGGAAGGAGUCAAUGCCCUUGAUGCAGCCAUCAUGGCAUAUUCCAACCUGAGUAUGUUACGACAGCAGUUGAGACCAAGUUGGCGCUUUCAUAGUAUUAUAACAGAGGGUGGGGUUAAACCAAACAUUAUCCCUGAUCAGACAAAGAUGAUAGUAGAGUAUAGAGCACCUACAGAAAAUGAGUUGAAGCAGCUUGAAGAUAAGUGUAUCAGGUGUUUGGAAGGGGCUGCUAUGGCAACAGGGUGUACCCUUGAAAUGGAAUUUCUUGGUGAACCACAUUAUUCUAAUUUAGCAACCAAUGAAAGAAUGGCAUCGCUAUAUCAAGCAAAUGCAGAAACUAUUGGGGAGGAAUUCCCCCCUCUGGAUGAACAGAAAGCUGUAGUUCUAGGAUCUACUGAUAUGGGGAACGUAUCGCAUGUUGUGCCAUCAAUCCACCCAUUGUACAGCAUCGGCACAGCUUCUGUUAACCACUCCCAUGCAUUCAGGGAGGCUGCUGGACAGGACAUAAGCCACGAGAAGAGCCUUUUGGCUGCCAAGGCGAUGGCAAUGACAGCUAUUGAUUUGCUUUGUAAUAAAGGACUUAUGGAUGAAGUGAGAAGGGAGUUUGAGAAGACACAUGCUGAAGAGUAGUUGGUAUCUUUUGUUUGAGCCUAGAGUGUGGGUAAGGGGGGGGGAGUUGGGGCCAGUGGCAAAUAAUUCUGGUGUGGAGUAAUACACCUUAGGAGAAGGCUUAGACUUACAUUCCAGAUCAAGGUAGAUCAUCAUGAUAGUUUGGAUGGUUUUUUUUUUCAUCGCAUGCCUGCAAAUGCCACAACAGCUAAUUUAGGCAGGAGAGAUGAAUUUUGACUCGGUUGUCUGAGUAUUGCUCUUCAGUGCCUGUGCCUCUCACCCCCACAUGGUUCCAUGUGCAAUUUCAGGUUACAAAUCAAUUUGUGUUAGCUGGUCCUGGACUUUGCUCUAAGUUUGUUUUCCAGAUUCUUCACUUUCUUUUAAUUUUUGCCUUUAUCACACAUGUUUUAUUACCAAUAAAUCCUGAGCUUAGGCCUAGAACAUUACUUGUAUGCAGCCGUGUUUGUAUAUCUUGUUAUGCAGAGAGUGGGGCUAAAUUUCAGUAGAGAGUACAGCUCUAUUGAACAAUCUCAGUGAAAUAACAUGGUGAUCAUACAGCUCUAUUGAACAAUCUCGGUGAACUUACAUGGUGAUCAUAAUAGCAUUUGUAUGAAUCUGAUGCAUCAAUAAAUACCUGUCAACUCUUCUACAUUAGGCGGCAGUCUCAAAAUUUGGACCCUUCUCCCUCUCUCCCUCGUUGGCCACAAGAUAUUCCGUUUUUUAGCGAUUUUUAUGGCUUCAGAGAAAUUAUUCCACAGAAAAUCGACAUUUUACCUAUUUCAAUAAAAAUAAAUAAAACAAUAAUUGCC
Molecule: messenger RNA, 2057 nt
Organism: Nematostella vectensis (starlet sea anemone)
Lineage: Eukaryota; Metazoa; Cnidaria; Anthozoa; Actiniaria; Edwardsiidae
Product: xaa-Arg dipeptidase
Exons: 3
Coding region: 61-1269 (402 amino acids)
Molecular function (GO): dipeptidase activity
Source: RefSeq, a predicted model, not a curated record